Molecule: messenger RNA, 1386 nt
Organism: Galeopterus variegatus (Sunda flying lemur)
Lineage: Eukaryota; Metazoa; Chordata; Mammalia; Dermoptera; Cynocephalidae
Gene: SLC25A3
Product: solute carrier family 25 (mitochondrial carrier; phosphate carrier), member 3
Exons: 8
Coding region: 120-1205 (361 amino acids)
Biological process (GO): mitochondrial phosphate ion transmembrane transport
Cellular component (GO): mitochondrial inner membrane
Molecular function (GO): phosphate transmembrane transporter activity
Source: RefSeq, a predicted model, not a curated record
CGUGAGUCACGCUGACGACGCGCGAAGGGCACAGGUCUGAGCUCCGGGAGGACGUUCGGCCUCUGUGAGCUGCAACCUUUCCAAGGGAGUGGUUGGGUGUUCGCCAUCUUAGGGGGGAGAUGUUCUCGUCCGUGGCGCACCUGGCGCGGGCGAACCCCUUUAACGCGCCACAGCUGCAGCUGGUGCACGAUGGCCUCGCGGACCGCCGCCGCAGCCCCGCCGGGCCCCCGGGCCCGCCCCGCCGCUCCCGCAAUCUGGCAGCCGCCGCCGUGGAAGAGUACAGUUGUGAAUAUGGCUCCAUGAAGUUUUAUGCACUGUGUGGCUUUGGUGGGGUCUUAAGUUGUGGUCUGACACACACUGCUGUCGUUCCCCUGGAUUUAGUGAAAUGCCGUAUGCAGGUGGACCCCCAAAAGUACAAGGGCAUAUUUAAUGGAUUCUCAGUUACACUUAAAGAGGAUGGUGUUCGUGGUUUGGCUAAAGGAUGGGCUCCUACUUUCAUUGGCUACUCUAUGCAGGGGCUCUGCAAGUUUGGCUUUUAUGAAGUAUUUAAAGUCUUGUAUAGCAACAUGCUUGGAGAGGAGAAUGCGUAUCUCUGGCGCACAUCACUAUAUUUGGCUGCCUCUGCCAGUGCUGAAUUCUUUGCUGACAUUGCCCUGGCUCCUAUGGAAGCUACUAAGGUUCGAAUUCAAACCCAACCAGGUUAUGCGAACACUUUGAGGGAUGCAGCUCCCAAAAUGUAUAAGGAAGAAGGCCUAAAAGCAUUCUACAAGGGGGUUGCUCCUCUCUGGAUGAGACAGAUACCAUACACCAUGAUGAAGUUUGCCUGCUUUGAGCGUACUGUUGAAGCAUUGUACAAGUUUGUAGUUCCUAAGCCCCGGAGUGAAUGUACAAAGCCAGAGCAGCUGGUUGUAACAUUUGUGGCAGGUUACAUAGCUGGAGUCUUCUGUGCAAUUGUUUCCCACCCUGCUGAUUCUGUGGUAUCUGUGUUGAAUAAAGAGAAAGGUAGCAGUGCUUCUCAGGUCCUCAAAAGACUUGGAUUUAGAGGUGUAUGGAAGGGACUCUUUGCCCGUAUCAUCAUGAUUGGUACUCUGACUGCACUACAGUGGUUCAUCUAUGACUCUGUGAAGGUCUACUUCAGGCUCCCUCGUCCUCCUCCACCCGAGAUGCCAGAGUCUCUGAAGAAGAAGCUUGGGUUAACUCAGUAGAUAGAGCACAGCAAAUAUGGACUGAAUCUGCUUGUUGAUCAGUGUUGAAGAAAGUACAAAAGGAACUUUUAUAUAUUUGACAAUGUAGAAAAUUUGCCUGUUCCUGAUAUCAUUACUGUAGUACUCUUGUUUAAGGCAAGAAUUUCAAACUUAAUGUUGAAAUAAACCCAACUGUUCAUGA